Messenger RNA from Candidozyma auris, 1620 nucleotides. RefSeq names its product rRNA-processing protein BFR2. The record is from RefSeq and is a predicted model, not a curated record. Bases 1 to 1620 code for a protein of 539 amino acids. The transcript has a single exon. Gene Ontology annotation, cellular component: nucleolus; nucleus. Lineage: Eukaryota; Fungi; Ascomycota; Pichiomycetes; Serinales; Metschnikowiaceae. Gene Ontology annotation, biological process: maturation of SSU-rRNA from tricistronic rRNA transcript (SSU-rRNA, 5.8S rRNA, LSU-rRNA).
AUGGCAAAGAAAUCUCUUGCCGAGAAGUACGCCGAGGCAGAACAGCCCGUUGACUUUGAUAUCGAAAAUGAAGAGCUGAACCCCUUUGCACGCAUUGACGAAGAAGGAUCCCUCUCAUCAGAUUCCGACGAUGAGGCUCUCAAGAAAGAACACUACGUUCCCGUGGGCAAGUCGAAGCUCAGAAGCCAGAAUGGAUCGCUUGUAAAGGGAGAGAAGUACAAAGGCGCAGUGACGUCAAGAAAGAGUCUUUACGAUGAUAGUGAUGGAAGCAGAGAUGAUAAUGAGGGCAGUGAAGGAAGUGGGGAGGAGAAUGAGGAAGAGGAAGAGGGAAGUGAAGAGGAGGGUGAUGAUGUUGAGGGGGAAGAUGGUGAAGAAGAAGAGGAUGAGGAAGAGGAUGGAGCAGAUCUCAGCGAAGAUGACAGUGGAGCCUCUCUCAGAGCUAAUAGUGACGAUGAGUCUGGGAUGGAUGAAGACGAUGAAAGUGAAAGUGAGGGGUACGAAGAGGACGGCGAUGCUAAGAGACAGAAAAUCAAGGCGAUGAUGGCAAAAGAAAGAAAGCACAUUGUGAACAGACUUUCCGAGGCUGCCUCACAGGAGGCGCUUAAGGGUUACGCCAUACUACAACAGCAUAAGCUCUUUGAUGCGCUAAUAGACGCUAGGCUAAAGGUGCAAAAAGCCUUGACAAAUUCGAACUUGUUGCCAGGGAACUACGAUACUUUGGUCGAGGAAAAAUUAGGCGACGAAUCAACUGACGGCAAGAUAGAAGAAGUGUCACAGAAGUGUUACUCAUUGCUAGAUAUGAUAUUGCAGUUGCGGUCGAAGCUUUAUGUUAAGGAGAACGUGGUGGUAGAGCCCGUGGACCACAAGCCUAAGAAACGACUGUUGGAGCAGUACCUCGAAGCCACCAGCAAGUAUGAUACUAUUCUCAACGACUACAGAAGCAAUGUUCUCACAAAAUGGCUGGCGAAGAUCCAAAACUCUUCUGGGUCUAGUGCCAUGAAUGCCAGCAAGUUCAAGGCUCUCAACCAAUCUGCAGAGCAGCAGGUGAUAAACAAUUUGGCUGACAUGGAGCGACUUGUCAAGAGAACGAGGCUCAACAGAAAACAGUUGAAGCCUCUAGGAUUUGAGUAUUAUGAGAAGCUGAAGACGCAAGGAACGAGUAAUGAGAACAGCGAGGGGAAAGACGGUGAGGAGGAAAUUCCAGAAACACAGCAGAGCAGGUCACUCAAUGUUCAGGAAGUGGAGCUGAUUUUUGAUGAUGAAGAUUUCUACAGAGUAUUGUUGAAUGACUUGGUUGAUAAAAAAAUUCAGUCCACAGACCCAACGUCAGGCUUGCAAUUCGCCAUGAGAGGAGCGGCGUCUGCCAAGGUCAAGAAGAAUGUCGACAAUAAAGCGUCCAAGGGCAGAAAGUUGCGGUACCAUGUUCAAGAGCCAAUUGCCAAUUUCGAGACACCGCAGCCGGCUCUCAAGUGGGACGACGACCAGAUCGACGAGUUCUUCGCUUCGUUGUUGGGACAAAGAGUGAGCAUGAAAGAACAAUUAUCUGAAGAAGAGGACGAAGAAGAGGAAGAAGAAGAGGAGCUUCUUGUGGGAGACAACUCCAUCAAGUUAUUCGGAUGA